UUCAGACUAAAGAGCUGAAGGAUGAGCGGUCAGGCCCCACCCCCGCUCCUGCAGCUAACAGUGCAGAGGCUGCUGAGGGAGGAGGCCCUGGCCAUCUCUGCUCUGCACCACCUGCCUACGGUGCUGUUCCCACCACUGUUCAAGGAAGCCUUCAACCACAGACAGACUAACAUCCUGAGGGCGAUGGUAGCAACGUGGCCCUUCCCCUUCCUCCCUGUGGGGACCCUGAUGAAGACUCCCCACCUGGAGACCUUGCAGGCUGUGCUGGAUGGAGUAGACAUGCUGUGGACACAGAAGGUUCUCCCCAGGAGGCGGAAGCUUCAAGUGCUUGACCUGAGGAGUGUGCACCACGACUUCUGGGAUGUUUGGGCUGGAACAGAGGGUGAAGACUGCUCAGUAGAGGCUGUGUGUGAAAAGCAAACCACAAAGCGCCGUCCUAGAUACGCACUGAGGCAGCGUUUGAAGGUGGUCACGGACCUUUGCCUCAGGUUCCAUCUGAAUGAACACCAAACAUACUUGUUACAGUGGGCCCAGCACAGAAGAAGUUUCAUAAGGCUGUGCUGUGUGAAGAUGCGGAUUUGGGCAUUGCCCGUCUACACCGUCAGGAAAGUCUUGAUGGUUUUCCAGACUGACAGCAUCCAGGAGUUGGAACUAAAUACAGGUUGGAGUCUGUCCACUCUGGUGCAUUUUGUAUCUUACCUGGACCAGAUGAGGAAUCUUCAAAAACUCCUUUUAACCCGGGUCCACAAGAACACCUUCAAGGUUCUAAAUACCCCCACAGACAUACAAAAGUGUAUCACCAAGUUCGUGUCUCAGUUUUCCAAACUCAACUGUCUCCAACAUCUCUCCAUGAAUGGCGUCUACUUUUCCAGUGAGCACAUGAAACAGUUGUUCAGGUACCUGAAGACCCCUUUGGAGACUCUGUCCAUCACUAUGUGCAAGCUCUCACAGUUAGAUUUGAAUUCCUUGUCCCAGAGUCAGAGUCUCCAUCAGCUCAAACACCUGAAUCUGAGACUUGUGAAGUUAAUUGAUUUAUAUCCUGUGCCUUUCCACGAUCUCCUAAAGAGUGUUGCAGACACUCUGCAGACCCUAGAGUUGGAGGGCUGCUGGUUGGUGGACUCUCAGCUCAUCACCCUCCUGCCUGCCCUGAGCCAGUGCUCUCAACUCACCAGGGUCAAUUUUUGUGACAAUGACAUCUCCAUGGCUGUCCUGAAGGACCUUCUGUAUCACACAGGCAACCUACGCCAGUUGACCCAGGAGCUGUACCCCGCCCCUCUGGAGUGCUAUGAUGACAGGGGUGAUGUCCGCGUGGGAAGAUUUGUCCAACUUUGUCCUGAGCUCAUGGAUGCACUCGCUACUGUAAGGCAGCCCAGGAGAGUCUCCUUUGCUACAUAUGUCUGCCAUGAAUGUUGUCAGCGCUGUGUCUAUGACCGGGAGACCAAACUUUGUCGUUGUUGGCAGUAAAUGGGGGAAGGUUGCUUCUUGAUACUGAGAAAUGAAAGCCUAACACAAUCGGUAUUCAUCAAGGGGAGCCAGAGCUUAUAGCCACACUCUCACUGCUUAGUGUUUGGGCAACAGUGGUAUGCAGUAGGGUCAGACCACAGGGACU
Molecule: messenger RNA, 1609 nt
Organism: Peromyscus eremicus (cactus mouse)
Lineage: Eukaryota; Metazoa; Chordata; Mammalia; Rodentia; Cricetidae
Product: PRAME family member 8-like
Exons: 3
Coding region: 22-1464 (480 amino acids)
Biological process (GO): negative regulation of DNA-templated transcription; negative regulation of cell differentiation; negative regulation of apoptotic process
Cellular component (GO): cytoplasm
Source: RefSeq, a predicted model, not a curated record